GAGACCAACACGUCUCCUGAAUAUUCAUGAUUGUGUCUCCGAACGUCAGGACGCAGCGGCGGCUCUUCCCUCCCUGACAGAGAGCGGAGAGGCUGGGAAGAGGAGGGAGACAGCAUGCCAGAGUCCGGUUGCAUCUCUCCCACUGCAUAUGAGGGCAAAUCUGCUCUCAACUCAUCCUGCUCCGCACCGCCGACAACGGGGACAACAAUGGACUGACGGAAAGACAACCGCGGGGCGAGAAGAGACACGGCGGGGGGGAGCAGACAGCGCGGGAGAGAAACGCCGCCUUGUUUUUGAAGCGUGCACAUAUUUAUCCGGACAUAAGCUCCUUCGGGUUCACAUUUGCAGAGCGGGACGGAUCGAGCGAGCACAACGCCUUUGAAAACGGGGGAUGUCAGAGCCGAGCGGCGUUAGCAGGAGGGUGCUUCGAUGCGAGCGGUUAUUGCAGCGCACCUCCUGGAAGAUGGACCAGACAUAUUGGGGCUAAGGAACUGGCGACUUAUCACGUUGCGGAGGAGAGAUGUUUUGCAACUGCCGUAGGCUGCUCUAGAGGAUGAAUGCCUUCCCUGGCGUCGUUUGGCGUUUGUAAUAUGUAGCUCCAGCGACGGCAGAGCGUGUGCAGCUGUUUCUCGGCCAGUGAAGCCCGUAAAGAAAGCGUCGCUCGCCGGCUGGAGUCGAGCACCGUGGCCGCCAGCAACCUCUCCCGACCUCGGAGCUCCAUGUGACGGGCGCGAUGCCCCGCUAAAGAAGUGAGCGCAGCCCGCUGAGCUGUCCGUGGUGCUGAACGGAUCCGCCAGCUCCUCCGGGGGGCUCUUAACGAGUUGACCUCCCCCCCCAGCAGAAAAUCCCCCUCCAGGAAUACACAGUAAGGUGGCAAAGCAGGCCACCGCACACGGACAGCUGCUGGGCUUGACUGAGUCGGCCGGACAAUAUUCUUCUUUCAUGGCUGUGGCACGCAAAAUCAAAACUUUGCUGACCGUCAACAUUUUAGUGUUUGUGGGGAUUAUCCUGUUCUCGGUCUACUGCAGGAUCCAGGACCGAUCCGAGGAGCUCAUCCAGAUAGGGCGUAUUUCUGACCAGAGGCUGCGAGCCAGGAAUGGCAAAGUUUCCAACUUGGUGGACAGGCAGUCUAUUCUCCAGAGGCUGGAGAGGCUGGAGGAUGUGGUCUACAACCAGCUGAACGGUUUAGCGAAGCCCAUGGGGCUAGUUGAAGGACCCGGAGGCCUUGGCCAAGGGGGAGCUGCUGCCACUCUGGGAGAGGACAGUCAUGAUGCCGAGGGGAAAUACGAGGAGUACGGUUACAACGCUCAGCUCAGUGACCGCAUCUCCCUGGACAGGAGCAUCCCUGACUACAGGCCUAAAAAGUGUAAGCAGUUGACGUACCCAGAGGACCUUCCUCAGAUCUCUGUGGUCUUCAUCUUUGUGAACGAGGCACUGUCAGUGAUCCUGCGCUCCGUCCACAGUGUGGUCAACCACACUCCCGCACACUUGCUGAAGGAGAUCAUCCUGGUGGACGACAACAGUGACAGCGUGGAGCUGAAAUUCAACUUGGACCAGUAUGUGAACAAACGCUACCCAGGCUUGGUAAAGAUUGUGAGGAACAGCAAGCGGGAGGGCCUGAUCAGGGCCAGAAUACACGGCUGGAACGCAGCCACGGCUCCUGUCGUCGGCUUCUUUGAUGCCCACGUCGAGUUCAACACCGGCUGGGCUGAACCUAUUCUGACCCGGAUGAAGGAGGAUCACACCCGCAUCAUCCUGCCCGCCAUAGACAACAUCAAGUACAACACGUUUGAGGUGCAGCAGUACGCCAACGCCGCCCAUGGCUACAACUGGGGUUUGUGGUGCAUGUACAUCAUCCCUCCGCAGGAGUGGCUGGACAAGGGCGAUGAGACGGCCCCUAUCAGAACUCCAGCUAUGAUUGGCUGCUCCUUUGUGGUUGAUCGGGAAUACUUUGGCGAGAUUGGUCUUCUGGAUCCUGGCAUGGAGGUCUACGGAGGCGAGAACAUUGAGCUCGGCAUGCGGGUGUGGCAGUGUGGAGGAAGUAUGGAAGUCCUGCCGUGCGCCAGAGUGGCUCACAUCGAGCGCACCAAGAAGCCCUACAACAAUGACAUAGAUUACUACGCUAAGCGCAAUGCCCUCCGGGCUGCUGAGGUAUGGAUGGAUGAAUACAAAUCCCACGUCUACAUGGCCUGGAACAUUCCCAUGAACAACCCGGGGGUAGAUUUUGGGGAUGUCUCGGAGCGCCUGGCCCUAAGGAAGAGGCUGCAAUGUCGGAGUUUCCGCUGGUACCUUGAACACGUCUACCCGGAGAUGCGGAUCUACAACAACACCAUCACAUACGGCGAGGUGAGGAACAGCAAAGCUAGUGGUUACUGCCUGGACCAGGGCUCUGAGGACGACGACAAAGCCAUCCUCUACCCCUGCCACGGCAUGUCCUCCCAGCUCGCCCGCUACUCUACCGAGGGCCUUCUCCAGCUAGGGCCCCUGGGGUCGACCACCUUCCUGCCCGACACAAAAUGCCUCGUUGAUGAUGGCAGAGGACGUACUCCCAGACUGAAAAAAUGCGACGCCAUUUCAAGGAUUUCCCAGAGGCUUUGGGACUUUACACAGAAUGGUCCAAUCAUCAGUAGGGACACUGGUCGAUGCUUAGAGGUAGAGAUGUCUAAAGAUGCCAACUUUGGUCUUCGCCUGGUGGUCCAGAGAUGCUCUGGUCAGAAAUGGAUGAUACGAAACUGGAUUAAGCAUCCCAGGCAUUGAAGCCAGAGAACAACCUUUGAGACAGUUUGGGCAGUUUUUCAAGUCGCAGUUGGAUUUCAAAUGUUGGACAGUUCAGAGGGGAGAGAGGACUGGUGAUGCUAGUGUGUGGUAUUUCACACAAACAGACUGUACUGCACACUAAGCUUCCCUCAGGCCACAGAGCUUCGUAACACUGAGUCUUGAAGAAGAAUAUGAUCAAUUCAAGUGUUCCACUGAGCUGUGCGUUCACAGAGACCUUACGGCAAGCUGCGCUGUUUGAAAUGGCCCACAUUUCUGACAUUCAGCUACAUGUAUAGAACAGAGAAACAAGACACCUGAGUGCAGCCCCUGAAGGUGGUUUGAGAUCCUAGCAACUCUUUUGUUUCUACUGUAAACUAAACUAUCAGAUCUUUGAAGGUGAGAAAGCCUGUGUGUGUGUGUGUGUUUUUCUUUUUCCUGAGUGCGUCUGAGCAAAUUAAAAGAUAUAAUUACUGUCAAUUGCCACAUCAAAAUGGUUAUUUUGGGUUGUGAUUUGGAAAAUUGCUUUAGACAUAUUACGCUGCCCUGACAAGACAUGUAACAGGCUUCGAGGCUGCCCAUCAUCUGACAGGGAGGCAUUUCACCUGCACUCACACAAACCACUACAGUUCUUUGUUUCUUUGGACUGUAUUGCUCACUGUGGACAGGAGCAAUCAUGUGCCUUUUUUCUCAUUUUUCUGCUUAAUCUGACCAGGGAAUGUCAGUCCCAAAAGCAUGUACAAAAUUAUUUGAGAAUUAUUAAUAUAUAAAACAAUGUAUAAAACAGUCUAAUGAUAGUAAUAUAUUGUAAAAAGUGAAAAAUUGAUAUCCGUCCUCUGAUAACAAUUAGGAUAAUAAAAUCAUUUUUAUGAUGA
Molecule: messenger RNA, 3629 nt
Organism: Morone saxatilis (striped sea-bass)
Lineage: Eukaryota; Metazoa; Chordata; Actinopteri; Moronidae
Gene: galnt9
Product: polypeptide N-acetylgalactosaminyltransferase 9
Exons: 11
Coding region: 943-2757 (604 amino acids)
Cellular component (GO): Golgi apparatus
Source: RefSeq, a predicted model, not a curated record